UUAAAGGUGACAAUGGAGUUUGAAAAAUCAAAGAGCAGAAGAAUGACGACGGAUCUGAAAGUUGAAACCUUCCGUACUGAAUCCAUCAAACCUUCUUCACCCACUCCCCUUAAUCUCAAAACCUUCGAGCUUUCACUUCUUGAUCGGAUGACUCCGCCGAUGUAUAUACCGUUGAUUUUCUGGUACACAGGAAACGCUGCCGCCGAUGAUCGUUUUCUCGAGGCUGAGGAAAGAUUUCACCGGAUGAAGAAAUCGUUAUCAGAAACGUUAACUCGGUUCUACCCUUUUGCAGGCAGGAUAAGUGAUUGCUUAAUCGACUGUAACGAUGAAGGGGUUGACUAUAUUGAAGCUCGAGUCAACUGUGUCCUCCACGACAUCCUUAAACCACCCAAUGGCGAGUUACUGGCGGAGUUUCUUCCUAUACAAACGGAGUCAAAUGAAGCAGCAACGGGACGAUUAUUACUCGUUAAAGUUAACUUCUUUGAGUGCGGUGGCAUGGCGGUCGGCGUGUGCCUUUCCCACAAGAUCGCCGAUUUAUACACCUUGAGCAAAUUUGUAAACACUUGGGCCGCCAUAACUCGGGGUUCUAACGAGGCGGCGGUGUUCCCGGAAUUCGGAUGCGCGACGUCAUUUUUACCACCUCAGAAAGAUUUAUCCUUUACGAUUCCCGCCAUGGAAUUCAAUCCUGGAAAGGGUGUUUCGAGGAGGUUCGUAUUCGAUUCUUCUAAGAUUCCCAUUCUUAAAGCUUGCACUGCUAGUACAACCGUGCCGCAACCGACUCGUGUCGAAGCCGUUACGGCACUUAUAUGGAAAUGUGCGAUAGCUGCAUCGCCAUCGCCAUCACCGUCGGUGUUGCGCCAAGUUGUUAACUUACGUAAAAGAGUGAACCCUCCAUUACCGGAGAACGCCGUCGGGUAUCUCGUGUCUUACUUCACCGUAAACUCGCCAGAGAGUACUGAAACAGAAUCACAGGUGCUGGUUAAACGAUUAAGGGAUGGGAUUAGGGAAUUUAGUGAAAACUACGUGAAGAAACUUGAGGGGAGCGAUGCGGUUUCAACGAUUUUCGAGGCUGCAAAGGAAGUGGGAAACUUGUCGAGAAGAGAUGAUAUCAAAUUCUAUAACAGCUUAAGUUGGUGCAGAUUUGGUGUAUACGAAGCAGAUUUUGGAUGGGGAAAACCGACGUGGGUCAGCGUCAAGGGUGCCCCCGACGCUUCGAAUAUUUUCUUAUUAAUGGAUGGGAGGGACGGUGAAGGGAUCGAAGCUUGGGUGUGGUUGAAUGAAGCGGAAAUGGGUUUGUUUGAACGUAAUCAUGAGCUUCUUGCAUUUGCUUCUGUGAAUCCUUCUGUUCAUUGUUGAUUAAUUUCAAGUGUGUACUUCGGAAUAAUCAUUUGCUUCUGGGGAUCCUUCUGUUUCA
Messenger RNA from Hibiscus syriacus, 1414 nucleotides. Its product is annotated as BAHD acyltransferase BIA1. Bases 13 to 1356 code for a protein of 447 amino acids. The record is from RefSeq and is a predicted model, not a curated record. NCBI's taxonomy places the organism in Eukaryota, Viridiplantae, Streptophyta, Magnoliopsida, Malvales, Malvaceae. The transcript has a single exon.